Molecule: messenger RNA, 1647 nt
Organism: Aspergillus fijiensis CBS 313.89
Lineage: Eukaryota; Fungi; Ascomycota; Eurotiomycetes; Eurotiales; Aspergillaceae
Product: alpha-amylase
Exons: 8
Coding region: 1-1647 (548 amino acids)
Biological process (GO): carbohydrate metabolic process
Molecular function (GO): calcium ion binding; hydrolase activity, hydrolyzing O-glycosyl compounds
Source: RefSeq, a predicted model, not a curated record
AUGGAUUCCUUGCUGUGGUGUUUCCGCCCGCGCAAGCGAAGAGACCUCCAUGACUGGAAGCAAAUAGAGGCCAAGGCCGACAACGUGGAAUCCCAGCCCAGCUGGCACGACCCCAGCGAUAACACCUUGCUCUUCGAAGGCUUCGAGUGGCACAUCCCGAACGAUAACUGCCACUGGCGACGGCUGCAACGCGCCCUGCCGGCCCUGCACGCCAUCGGGGUGGACUCCGUCUGGCUCCCGCCGGGGUGCAAGGCGAUGAACCCGUCGGGGAACGGGUACGACAUCUACGAUCUGUACGACCUGGGCGAGUUCGACCAGAAGGGCUGCACCGCCACCAAAUGGGGCUCCUUCGCCGACCUCGAGGCGCUGAUGGAGGACGCCCACGCCCUGGGGGUGGGCGUGUACUGGGAUGCGGUGCUGAACCACAAGGCGGGCGCCGAUUUCCCGGAACGGUUCGAAGCGGUCAAGGUUGAUUCUCAGCGACGCGAUGUCGAGAUCGCAACCCCGCAAGAGAUCUCCGGCUGGACGGGCUUCAGCUUCUCCGGCCGGGGCCCCGUCCACAGCGCCCAGGAAUACCACUGGUACCACUUCAGCGGGGUCGACUGGGACGACGCCGCCCAAGAGAACGCGAUCUUCCGGAUCAGCGGGGCGGGGAAGCCCGGCUGGGCGGAGGACGUGGGCCGGGAGCUGGGCAACUACGACUACCUCAUGUUCGCGGACCUGGACUACUCGCACCCGGAGGUGCGCGCGGACGUGCUGCGCUGGGGCACCUGGAUCGGCCAGCGGCUGGGGUUGAAGGGGAUGCGGCUGGACGCGGCGAAGCACUUCUCCAUGCGGUUCCAGAAGGCGUUCGCGGCGCACAUGCGCGCGACCACGGACCCGGAGUUCGUCGUCAUCGGCGAGUACUGGACGGGGGAUGUGCAGGAGCUGGUGCGGUACGUCCAGACCGAGAUGGAGGGGACGGUGGUCGCGGUCGACGCGCCGCUGGUGCAUAAUUUCUCGCGGGUGUCGUUGGAGAAAGGCCGUGGGGAUCUGCGGCGCCUGUUGCGGGGGACGUUGGUCGAACGGUGUGGGGGAAAUGCUUUGACAUUCGUCGAGAACCAUGACACGCAACCCGGCCAAAUGAUGGAGAACACCAUCACCCCGGAGUUCAAACUCCUCGCCUACGCCCUCAUCCUCCUCCGCCAAGAGGGCCGCCCCUGUCUCUUCUACGGCGACCUGUACGGCAUCUGGGACGCCCAGACACAACAAGCCCACCGCGACGCGGCCUACGCCUACCAAGUCCCCAUCCUCACCCGCACCCGCAAGCUUUUCGCCUACGGCGAGCAACAGGACUACUUCGACCAAGCGCAUUGCAUCGGCUUCGUCCGAUACGGCAACGCGCGCCACCCGGCGGGAUUGGCGUGUGUGUUGAGCAACGCGCCCGGGCGUGCCACGAAGCGCAUGUAUGUCGGGCAGCGGCACGCGCAUGCGACGUGGACGGAGGUGUUGGAGGGCGACAGCAGCAAGUUGGGUGCGGUGGUGAUUGACGCGCGGGGGUAUGGGGAGUUCCCCGUGGAGGGAGGGGGGGUUAGCGUUUGGGUUGAUGCGGCGGCGCCGGACCGCGGGAGGCUGAAUGACCCGUUUGAUCAUGAUAUCUAUGGGUAG